AUGGCAGGCGAACAAGAUACGAGUGCAUGCGGCAAAGCAAUUGAGGAGCUGCAAAAAGCUAGAAUAGAAUUAAUUCCUGAAAAUGCAUAUUAUAUUCCUGAAUUUAUAACACAGCACGAGGAAGAGCAGCUGCUUCAAAAGAUCACAUCCGUUCCCAUCCCACGAUGGAAAUAUCUUUCCCGGCGACGUCUUCAAUCGUGGCCAUGUGCAUUGAGCAAAUCCAACACUCUUUUAGCCUCUCCCCUCCCACAAUGGUUGAUUUCGCCUAUUACUUCCCGAUUUACGGAGCUUGAGGUCUUUCGAAAUUCGCCUCACAAAGCUCCUAAUCAUGUACUUAUCAAUGAGUAUCUACCUGGGCCAAGGCAUCAUGCGUCACGAAGACGGGCCCGCCUACUAUCCCGUAGUCGCGACUGUGAGUUUGGGAGCACCGAUAGUGUUAGAGAUGACUUGGGAAAUGGUAUGAAUUCUUGGGUUGACAAUAAUAAUAAUCAACUAGGACUUCAUUCCCAAAGAAUCGAAUUUGAUAUUGCUUUCGCUGUGAUGAAUGAGUUUCCCGACAACAACGUUUUGUUGACAAGCACUCCCUUCGGCGCGGCUAGGAAAACGAGCGACAAGUAUAUCGCGCACUCGGCCGUAUAA
Histoplasma mississippiense is the source of this 639-nucleotide messenger RNA. RefSeq lists its product as hypothetical. Lineage: Eukaryota; Fungi; Ascomycota; Eurotiomycetes; Onygenales; Ajellomycetaceae. Bases 1 to 639 code for a protein of 212 amino acids. The transcript has 4 exons. The record is from RefSeq and is a predicted model, not a curated record.